AUGAUUGCGUCCCUGGGGGAGGCCAUGAACACAAUGGUCCAGUCGAUGCAGCGGUUGGAGGCGAGGAUGUCGGCCAAGCAGGUGCCCUCCCUCAACCCACACCCGGGGGAUAGGGAGAGGGCAGAGACGGUGGGGAUGGAGACCUAUGUGUUCCGCUACGCGUUUAUACAGGGCUUUGGCAAGGUUCUGUCUCACCCUGAUCCGUCACUGCCGUUCAUAAUGGAGGUGGAAGCCGCGGAGUUGGGGGCAGAUUGCCAGUACGUGCCGCUGGAUGUUCGUGACCACACGUCCCCUUCCACUGGUCACCCAGGCAUAGACCGUAUUGUGCGCUGCCUUAACGAUAAGUACUGGUGGCCUGGCACGCUGAAGACCAAUCCUCGCUCCGACCGAGCUUCAACACCAAAAAAAACUGACUACAACCGGUGUGGCUUAGUUCUCAUAAAAUCCCUGUCAGUUCCCGAACAGGUCCUGCCGCAACUAUGUUGGGAGAUCACCUUUCGCUUUUACGGGCCAGAUAUCCUGUGCCGAAUAGUGAAGCACCUCCAGGUGAUGGGCAUGUUCGCCUCCACCUACAUGAUGGUUAUGAUGACCCUGGACCGUUAUAUCGCAAUCUGCCACCCGUUGAAGACCCUCCAGCAGCCCACCAAACGGUCCUAUAUCAUGAUCGUCAGCACCUGGAUAUGUAGUUUGGUCCUCAGCAUGCCGCAGUACUUCAUAUUUUCUCUGAGUGAGAUCAAGAACGGCUCGGACGUCUACGAUUGCUGGGGUCAUUUCAUAGAGCCAUGGGGCGUAAGGGCGUACAUCACUUGGAUAACCAUCAGUAUAUUCCUAAUCCCGGUGUUCCUACUGAUUAUAUGCUAUGGGUACAUUUGCCACGCCAUUUGGAAGAACAUUAAGUAUAAAACCAGGAAAACAACUGUGGGAGAUGCGACAAAAAAUAGUUUAAUUGUAAAGAAUGCAGUUAGCAGCGUUACCACUAUAUCCAGAGCUAAGUUGAGAACUGUUAAAAUGACGUCUGUGAUUGUUCUGGUUUACAUAAUAUGCUGGUCACCUUUCUUUAUCGUGCAGAUGUGGUCGGUGUGGGAUGAGAACUUUGCAUGGGACGAUUCUGAGAACACUGCUGUCACGCUGUCAGCGCUCCUCGCAAGUUUAAACAGCUGCUGUAACCCGUGGAUAUACAUGAUCUUCAGCGGGCAUGUACUCCUCGACUUUACUAACUGGUUCCCAUGCUGUAAAAAAUUACCCCACACGUUCAAGAAAGAGGACUCGACGAGCAGUUUUCGGAGAAAUACGCUAUUAACUAAAAUGACCAACCGGAGCCCAACGUGCAGUUCGGGUACGUGGAAAGACCCUGAAAACUCUUGCAAGUCUUCCAUACCAUCCACCCAGGCACACGACCAACAGUGCGUGAAAUUCACAAACACAGAAAUAAUAUGUAUUAAUUAAAACGAAUUGAAUGUACAAUUAUGGUCUUUGAUACCACUUCCUGUCGCAGAUUGAUUGAUUUAUGAAUUGUCUAUUACCUAAUAUGACAAUGAGAAAUACCAUAAAAACACAAAUAAUUUAAUCUACAGCAGUUUAUAGUUGUUGCAAUAGGCAAAGGAAAAAGAUCUAAACUAUUUGUUAAGGUUAUGACAUUCAAUAUUCAGGCCAAUGCAAUCUGAUUUGAAUAGUUAAUGAAAAACCCAGAUCACAUAAAUGACAGGUCUACGUGUACAAGUACUGUAGACUGAAAUAGAUGAUCACAGCAAUUCUAUGCAUUUUGGAUACAUUUUCCCAGUGAGCCUGGGUGAAUUGAAAACUAAUUGGGCCCUGUCUGUUUACAAAGCAACAGAGGUGCCUGCAUGCCUGACCUCAUGUCUGCCUGUCUGUCCGUUUGCUUGCCUGUCUGCCUGGUGGACUUUUCCAUGGGUCCUCAGGGUGAAUGUGGUCAGAAUGGUUAUUUCAUUAGCCACGUAUCCUAGUAACCAAAAGGAUGAGCGCCGUCAGUAGUCUAAAAUUUUCUAAUGUUUCUCUCACCCUCUGUUACCUUGAACAAAGCUAUCCUGGAUAAAAACCACCUGUGUUAAAUCAGGAUCUAAACUAUAAUCCU
This is a messenger RNA of Esox lucius (northern pike), 2092 nucleotides long. It is a transcript of the gene avpr1aa, whose product is annotated as arginine vasopressin receptor 1Aa. NCBI's taxonomy places the organism in Eukaryota, Metazoa, Chordata, Actinopteri, Esociformes, Esocidae. Gene Ontology annotation, cellular component: membrane. Gene Ontology annotation, molecular function: peptide binding; vasopressin receptor activity. The transcript is spliced from 8 exons. The record is from RefSeq and is a predicted model, not a curated record. The coding region runs from base 1 to 1446 and encodes 481 amino acids. Gene Ontology annotation, biological process: G protein-coupled receptor signaling pathway; regulation of systemic arterial blood pressure by vasopressin; positive regulation of vasoconstriction.